GGCUGGCGUGUACGGCGGCGGGAGAGAUGUCGCUGUUGCGGUCACUUCGCCUCUGCCUGGUCGCGGGGACCGGGAGCCGCCCGGUGAGAGUCCUGGCCACAGCACCGACCUGCCUUCCUUGCAGCUGUCCCGUGGGGUCCUUUCUGCUUCUGUCUCCCAGACCUUGGCACACUUUUCACGUUGGUCCCUGGCUGUCUUCCUCGGCCUCCAGGAAGGAGCUCCUCAUGAAGCUGCGGCGGAAAACAGGCUACUCCUUUGUAAACUGCAAGAAAGCUCUGGAGACUUGUGGCGGGGAUCUCAAACAGGCAGAGAUCUGGCUCCACAAGGAGGCCCAGCAGGAGGGCUGGAGCAAGGCUGCCAAGCUCCAUGGGAGAAAGACUAAAGAAGGCCUGAUUGGGCUGCUGCAGGAAGGAAACACAACUGUAUUAGUAGAGGUAAACUGUGAGACAGAUUUUGUUUCCAGAAAUUUAAAAUUUCAACAAUUGGUUCAGCAAGUAGCCCUGGGAACCAUGUUGCAUUGUCAGAGCUUAAAGGAUCAACUCUCCACGUACAGUAAAGGCUUUCUGAAUUCCUCUGAGCUUUCUGGACUUCCAGCUGGGCCUGACAAAGAAGGCUCUCUGAAGGAUCAGUUGGCCUUAGCAGUUGGGAAGCUGGGAGAAAACAUGAUCCUUAAACGAGCUGCAUGGGUGAAGGUGCCAUCUGGAUUCUACGUUGGCUCUUAUGUCCAUGGAGCAGUGCACAGUCCUUCACUCCACAACCUGGUGCUGGGGAAGUAUGGGGCCCUGGUCAUCUGCGAGACAUCUGAGCAGAAUGCAAACCUUGAAGACCUUGGCCGCCGCCUUGGGCAGCAUGUAGUGGGCAUGGCCCCUCUCUCUGUUGGCUCCCUGGAUGAUGAGCCUGGGGGAGAGGCAGAAACCAAGAUGCUGUCCCAACCAUACUUGCUGGAUCCCUCCAUCACGUUGGGACAAUAUGUGCAGCCCCAGGGGGUGGCUGUAGUAGACUUUGUGCGGUUUGAAUGUGGAGAAAGUGAAGAAGCAGAGGCUUAAUAGUUUCCAGAGACUUUUGGCCCAGGAGAUGUUUAUUUGUAGUUCUGGACAUUACAAAAAGAAGUUAUUUCUUAAGCCUCUUCAGACUCAAAAUUUGUUUUUCAUUUGAGUUUGUAAUUAUGUACUUCAUGGGUAAAAUUAUUAAAUAAAAUAAUUAUAUAAUAAA
This is a messenger RNA of Cynocephalus volans (Philippine flying lemur), 1212 nucleotides long. RefSeq names its product Ts translation elongation factor, mitochondrial (gene TSFM). Gene Ontology annotation, molecular function: translation elongation factor activity; protein binding. The record is from RefSeq and is a predicted model, not a curated record. Gene Ontology annotation, biological process: mitochondrial translational elongation. Gene Ontology annotation, cellular component: mitochondrial matrix. Lineage: Eukaryota; Metazoa; Chordata; Mammalia; Dermoptera; Cynocephalidae. The transcript has 6 exons. The coding region runs from base 27 to 1046 and encodes 339 amino acids.